AUGCCGUACACCAGCCGAUCAAUAGAUUUCGAUGACUCCCCGACAACGGCUCCGCCAGAUUGUAGCUCGUCACCGCGGUACAAACGUACAACUACUGCGCAGGACUGCGCUAGAAGAGAAGACGACGGAGAGGGUGGGCGCACUACAGUGGAGGAUAGCGAAGAUGAAAGUGAGAGCGGUGAAGGCAAUGGUGGUUCCUCGUCUGCACACAGCAACAGCGUACAGAAAGCUAUGGCCAAACAGACGCGUAAACGCGUCAAUCCACCUACUAAACGCCUCGUACUCGACUCGAUCGUUGUGUCACACUGGAAGGAUAUAAGACCAAAUGGUCCGAAUGACGAAAGCACCGUGCCUUCGACGUCGCGUGUUCAAGAUGUGCCGUCGAGCUCAGCUCAGAGAGAGAAGACUGAGAAUAUCAAGCCUAGAUCCGUCCAGCGGACAUACUUAGAGCGAAGAACGAUCAAACCAAUCAAAGGCCUCCAUACCUCAGGACUGAAACGAAAGCGUUCUCCUACGAGGUUAGAAAUCGACCGUUCUCGCACUUCGUCUCCUAUUCCACCACCCAACGACGAUGACGACGGGGAUGCAAGUUCGGAUUACGAUUCGUCGUCCGAUGUUCUUCUACUGACCGGCAGACCUUCACGUGCAAGUUCUAGCAGGGAUGUCGAAAAGUAUUCCUCACCAAGUAGUUCUUCUCCUCCACCUCCUAACACUAAACCAUCGUCUUCUCGUCCUCGCCCAACCCUCCCCGUCUCACAUCGCGACAACGAACCAAAGACUAAACCCAGCAAGACUUCCAAAGGAUCAGAUUUCUACGCUUCCCUAUCAAACGCUUACAACUUCGCUCGACAAUGUGUGUUGGAGAAAAAGCCGACAACGACGAGACGUCCUGAGAAGAGUCAACCUUCUCGUUCUCAAUCAACUCUUUCUCUGCACCCUCUUGAACCGUCUCGAUCCAUUCAAGUGCAAAGCAAGUCUACCACUCCACAGUUGCAGUCGACUUCUCAGUCAUGCCAACCUUCAUCCUCAUCCUUACCCACACCUCCAGUUGCACACCAACGGUUUGCGUCGAAACCUCGCCAAACAUUCGCUUUCGUGUUGAUCCCACCUCCUUUGUUUCCCGUCCCUCGGGAACGGUACAGGAGUAUCUCAGAGCUUGAGGUGGAUGAGGAGGAAGAUGUGCAUGAAAGGGAGAAAGCGAAAGAGAUAAAAGAUCGAGAAGUUAGAGAGGAGAGACCAAAGCAAGGUGUUAAGAGAAAACGAGGACGUCCACCUAAACGAUCCCCAGACAAACAGUUUAGGGACGUAGCUGAACACUCUGCAACGGAAGAGGAAAGUGAGCAGGAAGAGGAGGUAAAACAGCGAGAGGGAUCGAGGCAGGGUAUUCUUUUAAAGAGGAAGCCUGGGCGUCCACCUAAACGAUCCUUGGAGAGGCAGGCGAAGAAGAAGGAGGAAAAGACUGGGCAGGAAGUCAUCUACGUCUCGUCCGAUAGCGAAGCGCCCGUAGCUGGUCCGUCGAAACGAGCGCCAACGUCGUCGACUCGUACUUUCAGCCGUUUUCGCAACCAUGGUGUCGAAAGAGAUGAUACGAUAGUUGUCAACUCGAGCACACGAGAUGACUGUUUUCCUUCGUCUUCGCUCGUGACGAGAAGAACGGGGACAGAGGAUGAAUCGUCAAGUCCGAAGCCAACUGCAAAAAGGACGAGGAAACGAAAACGCGUCGAACGAGUCAUCUCUGAAAGCCCUUCGGAUUCAGAAUCCGAAUUCGAUGUCGAAGCUAUCGAAGCAGCUUUACUCAACGCCCAUCCUGAUCGAAGAUCGACUCCACCACUUGGACAAAUACAAUCAAUACAGUCUCCUGAUCUCUUGCAACCACUAUCAACGAAGCCAAAAUCAGUAGCUUCCUCAGCAUCUGCAACAUCAAUACCAAUUGUACCAGAAUGCGCUACCAAGGCUGGGAAGAAACGAAGGACAGAAACCGACAAUGACUCGACUACUACCGAGCCCUAUUUGGAUGAAGUCGCCGACGGAAUAUCGCCGAAUAGGGAUAUUGAGAAGACGGUCGACAAUUCUAGAUCAACAUUCGAGACUUCUCAACAUAAUUCUUCGAGUUCUCCUGCGCCGCCUUCGCGUGAAAUCGUCGUUCAACACCAGGCGCCAGCAAAGGAUGUUCACGAUCGCCGUCACCACCACUCUCCAUCCAUGCGUCAAAGGUCGCCUAUGCUCCACCCAUCCAGCUCACGGUCUCCUUCGUCGAGGUCAGUCACGCUGACUGAACAGGUUGAUCCGUCGUAUUCUCCGUCUGACUCUCCAAAUACGGACGGAAAGUCUAGAACACUGCGAGUUGGAGCGCCUACGAAAGUUGCUGGCAUCAACAGCCAUCAUGAAAUGGACGACGAUCUUGAAGAAGAGGAAGAAGACAGGGAUGACAAGGACGAUGAACUCGGACUUGAAAGUGAAGACGAGGUAGACGACGUCUGUCAUUACUGUCGAUCGCGCAACGUCUACGCCAAGAUGAAAUGCACAAACAUGAAGGCUAACGGCGUUUGUCCGCUACAUUACUGUCAUCGAUGCUGUGCCAAGUUCUUUCCCAAAAUCCACUUCGACCCCUUCUCAGGAACCUUCGUCUGUCCAUCAUGCGACGAUACCUGUUCCUGCAAAUUCUGCUGUCGACGCCGUCGUGUUCCCGAACCGCGUAAGCCGCCUCAAGCAAGACUUAAAUAUUACGAACUAGGACCUCCCUUACUCCUCUCUGCUCAAGAAACGCGCCGAGAAGAACGUCGUAAACAGCUCAAAGCGGCUGGGAGACCUGACCUUGCGAAGCUCGUGGGGCAGAAUCAACAGAUUAAGAGGAGACCGCGUCCGAAGAUAAAGGUUCAUGAGGCUGGCGAUGGGCGUGAUGGGGAGAAAGGGAGAAGGAAGGUGGAUAUUGGUGAGGAUGCUGAGGAGUGGUUCAAGCAACGACGUUUGGAACGCGCAAAGCAGUUCAGUGGAAAGACAACAACGACAAACGAUAAUUCUGUUGGACGUGCAUUCGUUGGUUCUUGGUCACGUGCAUGGGGACCUGCUCCAGGUGUCAUACACGAAAUGGACGGCGUUGACGUUGACGUUCAUGCGGUCAAUGGUAUGGGUAAGGGAAAGGCGAAGUGUGUGGACCAAGGGCGAAGGCUAUACGCUGGUGAUCCCAAGGGGUUGUUCCGACCUUUCGUAUGUGCAGACGACGUCGUCUUCACGAAGUCCGAAUCCAAGCCCAAGCCCGACGAAUCGUUGACGAAACAAUCUCCUGUACGAAGCCUAAAUCCUCCACCCUCCGAAGUUAUACACGAUUCGAUUAUCGUCACCUCCGGUCCGCGAAAGAAAAGACGACGCGUCGGGAAUCCAAUCACCCCGAUCGAUUCGAUCACAAUUCCGCAGUUUACGAUUAAUCACCAGGAAACUAGUGCGACAGCUUUAUCCAGCACUGAUUUGUCCUCGCAGCCAACUCCGGAUGACUUCCUCGGACCUCCAGAAAUUGUUGACGGUGAUGGCGACGGCGACAACACGAACGCAUACUUACGUUACCCUAGAAUCGUUAAUGACCCGAUGUUAAGUGGGGUCGGAGACACUUCUGAUGGACUAGGUUACGGGCCUACGCCUGUAUCUGGGUUUUGGAAUGAGAAUGGGAUUGAAAUGGCUGAUGGUAACAUCAAGGAGAUGAACGCGUAUGCGCCGGACUGGGACAGUCUCGGUCCAACCACUAAUAAGAAGGCGGAGCCGUCUACGACGUUAUUUGGCGAUGGAGAGGCUGAACCGGAGUUCUCUUACGACGGUGUAUACGACGAGUACGCUGCUGCUCUAGGCAUCACCAGAGAAGGCGAGUCGAUGUUCAAUCGCGAGCGACGGGUCUCUCAAGAACUUCCUGUCAUUAAGAUGGGCGGAGGAUCAACAACGACGAACGCAUCGCGUGACGGACCCUCAAAAGCGUCGGGUACUCCAGCUGACGUCGCCUCUAUCGUUGAUCCAGCCCUUCUCGCACAAUCACAACAACAACAAUCUACCUCCCACCCUACCUCAUCCCAUUCGCGUGCAAAUUCAAACUCCUCUCCCACCUCACCUUCUGAGCCGGAUCCUUCCCGAUUCCUCACUGUGCAUGCACUCUCUUCCACGGAUUUCAUCUCCGCACCUAUGAUCUAUGGCAUACCCUCUUCUACUGGCCUUUCCCUAGAUGACCUCGAGCGUACUGUACGCGAGGCUGUCAGCACUGUUGGCACUGGUGCAGACGGAUGUGAAUGA
Molecule: messenger RNA, 4272 nt
Organism: Fomitiporia mediterranea MF3/22
Lineage: Eukaryota; Fungi; Basidiomycota; Agaricomycetes; Hymenochaetales; Hymenochaetaceae
Exons: 6
Coding region: 1-4272 (1423 amino acids)
Source: RefSeq, a predicted model, not a curated record